AACACGGGGCCCUCACCCGGCGCAGGCGCAAGCGCCGGUGCGGCACUCUGCACAUCCGACCUCAUUCUGGGCCCACAUAACGUCGAAGAUCGUCACCCAGCGCCCGUGCCGAAGCUUGCAGUCAUCGCGCCUCAAGACUCAGGAAAGCGUAGUCCCUUGUCUGCGGCUGAGCCUGCGUCGCGGUGAGGACCCCUCCAUUCCUGUGCCCCAGGGCCUGGGAGGCAGAGUGACCUUGACUGUGGUGCAUACCGACCCAGGAACCAGAUGAGCAGAGACAUCUGCGUGCACACCUGGCCUUGCUCCUACUAUUUAGAACUCGAAAAGCGAUGGAUUCCUGGAAAACUUUCAUUAACUUCUCUCUCACUAAAAUUUAUGACUGAUAAAACUGGAGAUACUCUUGUCAACUUUCCCCUUUCUAGUAUAAUUGAGAUCAAGAAAGAGGCUUCUCAGUUUAUCUUCAGUUCUCUCACCAUCCUGGAAAAGGACCAUGUCAAGCACUGGUUCAGUUCCUUGCAGCCUGGCCGGAAUGUUGUCUUCCACGUCAUCGAGCACUUCUGGAGAGAGUUGCUGCUGUCUCAGUCGGGAGCUGCCAUGGAUGCGUCAUCCUCCCACGUGACCAAGGGGCAGGAGCUGACUGGGCUGAUGGCCUGUUCCCAGAAGCGUCUGGAAGAUGCAGCCACAGUCCUGCACCACCAGGGCGAGCAGCUGGACAGCAUCGCGAGCGGCCUGGACAGGAUAGAGUGUGACCUGGACGUGGCUGACAGGUUGCUGACAGAACUAGAAUCUCCUUCUUGGUGGCCCUUUAGCUCCAAGCUUUGGAAGAUGCCAUCAGACACAAAGCCCAGUGUAGGCUCUUCAAUGGCUAGCUCCAAAGCUCUUGGAAAAGAAGGGAUAGUGAUCAGAGUUCCUGCUGUUAUUUUCCAAAGAACAGACUCACAUGUUAAACCUGGAAGUCUCACCGUCCUUGUUUCCGGAUUGGAAAUCCAUGACUCAAGUUCUUCGCUCAUACACCGAUUUGAAAAACAAGAUGUGGAUGACAUUAAGAUUCACACACAUUACGAGGUCAGCAUCCGCCAGCGGUUCACUGGGAAGCCAGACAUUGCUUUUCGUUUGAUAUCUGCCAAGAUGCCAGAGGUUAUCCCCAUUUUGGAAAUGCAGUUCAGCAAGAAAAUUGAGUUGUUAGAAGAUGACUUGAUGCUCAGAAGCGCUAGAACCUCUUCCCCAGAGGAGAAGGACUACUCAGUCUGGCAUGCAGCAUCCAGGCUGAUGGACUGUGCCAGGCUCCAAGAGCCCUCGGGGAGCCAGGAAGGCGGGCCGCUUCAGCUGCAGAUGAGAGAGCCACUCAUUUCCCAGGGGGACACCCAGGAACUGAGACAGGUCAGUUCGUAG
Rhinolophus ferrumequinum (greater horseshoe bat) is the source of this 1389-nucleotide messenger RNA. It is a transcript of the gene SNAP47, whose product is annotated as synaptosome associated protein 47. NCBI's taxonomy places the organism in Eukaryota, Metazoa, Chordata, Mammalia, Chiroptera, Rhinolophidae. The record is from RefSeq and is a predicted model, not a curated record. Gene Ontology annotation, molecular function: SNAP receptor activity; syntaxin binding. Gene Ontology annotation, biological process: synaptic vesicle fusion to presynaptic active zone membrane; synaptic vesicle priming; exocytosis. Gene Ontology annotation, cellular component: SNARE complex; plasma membrane. The transcript has 5 exons. Bases 265 to 1389 code for a protein of 374 amino acids.